Messenger RNA from Phlebotomus argentipes, 1126 nucleotides. RefSeq names its product thioredoxin domain-containing protein. The coding region runs from base 89 to 1126 and encodes 345 amino acids. The record is from RefSeq and is a predicted model, not a curated record. The transcript has 4 exons. Lineage: Eukaryota; Metazoa; Arthropoda; Insecta; Diptera; Psychodidae.
UUUGAAACUUUGCCUUUCACUGGUUGAUUACAUCUUGAAAAUUUUCCUCAAGCAAAUAAACUGAAAUCAUUAAUUCAUCAGCAGUAACAUGAGGAGGGAAAUCUCAUUCAUUGAUGAUUUUUUUUUACCGUAUGACAGUAUAACAGUCGAGGUGUCAAGCAACAGUUUGCCGGCGUGUCGCUCAGAGACAAUGAAGUCCUUGGUUUUCCUUCUUUUCCUGCUUCCAUUGGCAUUUUCCGUGGACCUCGAGCUGGUCAGCGACGAGGAUCUUGUUAGUCUCAUCAAAGAUGAAUCCUUCCUUGUGGUUUUGUUCACCAAGAAAGACUGUGAGCCAUGCGGUACUUAUGAGAGAUUGACGACAAUCCUCCGAGAGGAUCUUCAGCAAUCACUGGACGCUGUGGUGGUGAAGGCAGUCAAUAGUCAGCUGGUGCGCCUCUACAGUCCCUCAAAGGAGCCAGCUCUGGUUUUCUUCCGCCAUGGAAUCCCCCUCUUGUACGAUGGUCCCCUCAACGAGGACUCCAUCUUGCAGCUCUUCCAGCACAACAAAGAUCCGUCCGUAAAGGAGCUCUCAGACGACACGUUCGAGCACCUCACUCAGGCCUCGAGUGGAGCCACCACGGGCGACUGGUUCAUCAUGUUCUACUCGCCCGAAUGCGUGGACUGCCAGCGAUUGAAUGCCGUGUGGGAGGCCGUGGGAGCCACGCUCAAAACCCGCCUAAACGUGGCCAGAGUGAACAAAGGCGCUCUUGGCAGCAGCACCGCUCGUCGCUUCAACAUCCAACGAGUGCCGGAGUUCAUCUUCAUCCGCCAGGGAAAAUACUACAAAUACGAGAUUAAGAAGUUCGACGUGAAGUCUCUGGUGACCUUCGCCCAAGACUGGUACAAGAAUGCGACGCCACACAAAGUUCCAGUGCCACAAUCGCCCUUUGACAAUCUUGUGGAUUUGGGUGUGCAAGUCGUGCAGAAAAGUGUUAAAUUCGCCGAGAAGGCAAUGAAUGAGUAUCCAUAUCUGGUGCUAUUCAUCACCGUGGGAUUCGGUUUGACAUUCCUGUGCGCCCUGUUGGCGCUGUUCUUCAAGAAUAAGAAAUCCAAGACGCAGCAACAGAAGAGGAAGAAGGCUAAAUGA